UGCGAGCCUACGAGUACUGCACGCCUACAUGUCACUGUCAUUUCUUCUCCUCCUCUCAUAGUCUGCAGCUACUUAUCCACUCUUCUUGGAAAGAUCAACAGACGACGCCAUCUCCAAUCCACAAGCUAGAUCUGAUCGAUCGCCCAUGCAUGGCUUCCCUGGCCAUGCUUACCAUCAACGCCACUCCACAUGUCUCCCGGGGCAGCAGGCCACGACGACCUGACAUCGCCGUGUCCAGGCGGAGAUCCUGCUUGCUCUGCCAAAGCCGGCUUCCGUCCGAGCCGCCGGCCAGCGGCGGCGGCGGCGGGGAAGGUGGAGGCGGGAAGAAGGGCCCGUGGUGGGCCGCCACGGCCGAGAGGCUGCGCGGCGACGUGGUGAAGGCGGGCAUGGCGGCGCGGGAGAGCCUGAGCCCCAAGCAGAAGGGAGACUGGAAGGACGUCACGCUCAUGAGCUUCUCCUUCGCCGUGUACGUGUACAUCUCCCAGAAGCUCGUCUGCACGUACUGCGCUUGGCUCUCCAUGAUCAAUCACUAACUUGAUUGUGUAGUUGUCUAUAGCGUCACCUAUGAUUGUUUCUUUUAGAUGCAUAUGGAGUCUGUAAUUGUAAUAUAUUUAGCUCCAAUAAAGCUCCAGCUAUUACUGCUGCUUGCGUGAUUCUACUGAUCCAAUAAAGCUCCAGCUAUUACUUUAAA
Molecule: messenger RNA, 691 nt
Organism: Setaria italica (foxtail millet)
Lineage: Eukaryota; Viridiplantae; Streptophyta; Magnoliopsida; Poales; Poaceae
Exons: 1
Coding region: 150-533 (127 amino acids)
Source: RefSeq, a predicted model, not a curated record